AUGUCGAGACUCCUCAGCCUCGUGAGCAAGUUCGCCGUCUAUGUGCAGACUUUGCUUCUCCUCCUGUCCCUGGUGGCUCAGCCGCAGUCCCCGCUGCGCUGCAGUCUACACCAGGACGCAGAGGGGCUGACAGGCGCGUUUUUCUAUCUGGAGACGGCGUCUCUGGUGGUCCUGUGCACCUUGGUCACGUAUCAACUCCUAGUCGGGGCCUCGGAGCCCGGAGCCCUUCCGACGCAGCUCUCGUUUCCCACUCCGCUGGCUGGCCUCCUGCAAGGCUGUGGUGGCUCGGUGCCGUGGUCGCUGAAGUGUCGGCUUCAUGUCACUCUGCUUCAUCUCUCCGAAACCCCGCAGUACUGUGACAUUCUCUUGGUUCAGAUGGCAUCUGGUCGGACUCUGGUCUUCGGUGGCCGCGGCUUUGUGGGCGCGGCGAUCUGCAAGGAGCUCGCCAAAAGAGGACUGACUCCGGUGCUAAGUCUGAGCCGCUCUCAGCCAGCGCAAUCCGAGGGCUCCACAAUUCAGGAAGUGGGUGGCGUUGAUGCUCUGAAGCCAGAGACAUUCGAGUCUCUUCUUCCAGAUGCACGGGCUGUCGUGAUAGCCAUCGGCGAGCCCCCAUGGGUGACGGACAAAGAGCGUGCGAUGAGGUCGAAUGGAACGACCAACAUCACCAUUAUGCAGACGGCUGCGAAGCACAAGGUCCCUCGUGUGGUGCUCGUCAACGCCACGAUGCCAAGCUGGGGUGUCAUAGCUGGAUACCGUGAGGGAAAGUUGGCCGCGGAGCGAGAGGCCUUAAGCUAUCCAGAGAAGUGCGACUCUCCUUGCAGCGUCCUCGUGAUCAAGCCGGGAGCCAUCUCCGGCACGCGCCAGGAGGGUUGCUUUCAAGUGCCGUUGUGGCUGCUGCUGGAACCAAUGCGCUUGGUCAUGUCGGCCUUGUCAGGGCCCUGUGAGGCCAUCGAGAGAUGCUUCCCCAGCCUGUUUGGAGGCGUGUUGCGGCCGCCGGUGCGGGUGGAGGAAAUUGCGAUGGCAGCAGCGGAUGUUGUUGAGGACACGUCUUUCAAGGGCAUCCGCGAGAUCGGCACGAAGGAGCUCGUUGGUUAUACGAGUGCCGGCUCCCAGAAGAAAGACUGA
Molecule: messenger RNA, 1125 nt
Organism: Symbiodinium sp. CCMP2592
Lineage: Eukaryota; Dinophyceae; Suessiales; Symbiodiniaceae
Source: the annotation of a GenBank genome assembly